UAAAAUAGACCUGCAAACGAAAUAAGAAAGGCGCGACUUCCACCGCCUUGACCGGUGUCUCGCUGUCCCCCAAACUCCUCCACGGGCGCCCAAUUCAUCCAUCCAAAGAGAGCUAAAAGAAAGAGGAGGCCACCACCCCGCCAGUAUAUUAGUAUUGAGAGAGAGAGAGAGAGAGAGAGAGAGAGAGGAAGGAAAGGAGGUAGAGAAAGAGGGGGCGAAAUUGGGAGAAAAGAGGAUGCCGUCGGAUGCGGAGGAGGAGUAUCUGUUCAAGGUGGUGAUAAUCGGGGAGUCGGCGGUGGGGAAGUCGAACCUGCUGUCGCGGUACGCGCGGGACGAGUUCAACCUGCACUCCAAGGCCACCAUCGGGGUGGAGUUCCAGACCCAGACCCUGGACAUCGACGGCAAGGAGGUCAAGGCCCAGAUCUGGGACACCGCCGGCCAGGAGCGAUUCCGCGCCGUCACCUCCGCCUAUUACCGCGGCGCCUUCGGUGCCCUCGUCGUCUACGACAUCUCCCGCCGCUCCACCUUCGACUCCGUCUCCCGCUGGCUCCACGAGCUCACCACUCAUUCAGAUACAACUGUUGCAAGGAUGCUGGUUGGUAAUAAAUGUGAUUUGGCAAAUAUUAGGGAAGUGUCUGUUGAGGAAGGUAAAAGCCUUGCAGAAGCAGAAGGGAUGUUUUUCAUUGAGACUUCAGCCCUUGAUUCCACAAAUGUAAAGACAGCAUUUGAGAUUGUUAUUAAGGAGAUCUACAAUAAUGUCAGCAGAAAGGUCUUAAACUCAGAUUCCUACAAAGCGGAAUUAUCACUCAACAGCGUAAGCAUCACUGGCAAUGGAACUGAUGAAUCAAAGCAAACAACCAGGAAAUUCUCUUGCUGUUAGUUUCACUCGUUGGUUUUAUUCAAGUUUUGGGAGCCUAAAGGCUUUAUCAUGGUUGGCCAUAAAAAUACAUCAGCCAAAUUAGUUUUUGUUUGUUACAUUGCUGGAAGUGUAUUCAUACGUCUCCAAGAUUACAAAAUAAGAAAAUGUUGUUAUUGGAGAUAAUUCUUUGUGCCAUAUAGAAAAAACAUGAAACUGUAAUGGUUUAAUAAAGUGGUUAAUAUUGUGAAACUGCGUUAACUGAA
Molecule: messenger RNA, 1122 nt
Organism: Phoenix dactylifera (date palm)
Lineage: Eukaryota; Viridiplantae; Streptophyta; Magnoliopsida; Arecales; Arecaceae
Product: ras-related protein RABA5e-like
Molecular function (GO): GTP binding; GTPase activity
Source: RefSeq, a predicted model, not a curated record